CGAGGCUUCAAGAAAUUCCCCCCGCGGAGUUUGUUGGGCCACGGGCGUUGCCACGACUGCGGCAAAGCUUUGGCUUUCGCUUCGGCCUUCAACAAACGGCGGCGAGGGGCCGAACGACCCCAUAAAUGCCCCGAGUGUGGGAAAUGUUUUCGCCUCAGCUCGACCCUCAUCACCCACCAACGCCGACACGCCGGCGAGAAACCCUACAAGUGCCCCGACUGCGGGAAAACCUUCAGCGUCGGCUCGGCCUUCAUCCAACACCAACGGGUCCACGCCGGCGCGGCGCCGUGUCAGUGCGGCGUCUGCGGGAAGAGUUUCCCGGCCAGUUCUAGUUUGGUCAAGCAUCAAAAAUUGCAUUUGGAGGAGAAACCUUACAAAUGCGGCGACUGCGGGAAGGGCUUCAACUGGAAUUCCCACCUGGAACGCCACCGCCGCAUCCACACCGGCGAAAAACCCUACGCCUGCCCCGAAUGCGGGAAGAGCUUUAGUUGGAGCUCCCACCUCGACCGCCAUCGCCGAACCCACGUCGCCCCCGGGCAACCCCCGUGUCGUUGCGCCGACUGCGGUCGUUGCUCGACCCCUCGCGCCGCCGAAGGCUCCAAAACUCCCGACCAGGCCUUGCAGUGUGGCGAAUGCGGGAAGGUCUUCGCCAAGAGCGCGGCCUUGGCCAAACACCGCCGCGCUCACGCCGGCGAGAAACCCUACAAGUGCGGCGAGUGCGGGAAGGGUUUUGGCUUAAACGCCGCCUUGUUGCAGCAUCAGCGGAGCCACGCCGCCGGCAAACCCUACCAGUGCGGCGACUGCGGCAAGAGUUUCGCUUGGAGCUCCCACCUUGACCGCCAUCGGCGGAUCCACAUGGGCGAGAAGCCCUACCGCUGCGGCGACUGCGGGAAGAGUUUCUCCCAGAGUUCCCACCUGGAGAGGCACCAACGCGUCCACGCCGGCGCCGAGCAGCCGUGUCAAUGCACCGACUGCGGGAAGAGCUUCUUGGCUUCCACCAAGCGCCGACGGCUCUUGAGCGGCGCCGCCGAACGACCUUGUAAAUGCACCGAUUGCGGGAAGAGUUUUCUUUGGGGGGCCCGUGCCCGACCGGCGCCGGAGAGGACCCAUAAGUGUAGCGAGUGUGGGAAGAGCUUCACUUACCGAGCGGAGAACGUCAAGCACCAAGGGACGCAAACCGGGGAGAAACCUUACACCUGCCCCGAAUGCGGGAAAAGCUUCGGGCAAAAUUCGGCCUUGGUGAAGCAUCGACGGAUGCACACGGGCGAGAAACCCUACAAGUGUGGGGAUUGCGGGAAGAGCUUCAGCGUCCGCUCCAACCUCAUCAAACACCAACGGACCCACCUCGGCGAGAAGCCCUACAAGUGCCCCGACUGCGGGAAGGGUUUCAUCCAGAAGUCGGAUCUCACCAAGCACCGCCGGAUGCACACCGGGGAGAAACCCUACAAGUGCAACGUCUGCGGGAAAUGCUUCAGCGUCUCCUCCAACCUCAUCAAGCACCAGCGCAUCCACCUGGGCGAGAAGCCCUACCAGUGCUCCGAGUGCGGGAAGAGCUUCAUCCAACGCUCCGAGCUCACCAUCCACCAGCGCGUCCACACCGGCGAGAAGCCCUACAAGUGUCCCGAGUGCGGCAAGUGCUUCAGCCGCAGCUCCCACCUCAACCGCCACCAACGCACCCACGCCGGGGACAAGCCCAAAGCCACCGGUAGCGCCGCCGUGGCCGCCGCCGUGGCCAACCCUUCGGGCGCCUUCUCCGGCGCCGCCUUCUCCCCUCCGCCCUUGGGCGGUUCGGCGGCGGCCAUCCCCUCGCUGCCCUCCUUCCCGGCCUCCCCCUCGCCCCUGCCCAUCCUG
Molecule: messenger RNA, 1851 nt
Organism: Athene cunicularia (burrowing owl)
Lineage: Eukaryota; Metazoa; Chordata; Aves; Strigiformes; Strigidae
Product: zinc finger protein 883-like
Exons: 1
Source: RefSeq, a predicted model, not a curated record